AUGUCUCUUUCUUUAUUAUUUACGACCGUAUUUAAACAUUUUACAGAAGGUCCACCCGUAAAAUCAUGGAGCCUAAAGUUUCAUUUAGCUGUGGCAAUGAUUAAAUAUAACAUUAACAUAUGGAUAUUACCUAAUGAAAAGCAAAUUGAAGAACCUGUGAAAACUCCUCCUAAUAUAAUUAUAAAGGAAGUUAUAUUAGAUGAGCAAUACAGGCAAAAGAGUAUAUUACAUUUAGAAAAAGUUUUAAAAAAAUAUGAAGAUGUGUUGGACGAGAAAUGGAAAGAACCAAAGGAUAGAAUCUAUGGUGAAUGGGUAUAUAUGAAGGAAGAAGAAGAAAGUGAAAACAAUGAAAUGGAUAAAGUAGUACUCCAUUUACAUGGUGGCGCAUAUUGUAUUGGUUCAGCUAAAUUUAGUAGAAAUUUUACAUUUGAAUACGCAAAGCAUGCUAAAGCUCGGGUUUUUUCAACUGAUUAUCGUCUUGCGCCACAAAAUCAAUUUCCUGCAUCCCUUUGUGAUUCAGUUGCAGCAUAUCUUUAUCUUAUAAACCCUGAAUCAGAUGCUGGGUUUAAACCGAUUAAUCCUAAAAGGAUUGUAAUUAUGGGAGAGAGUGCAGGAGGUGGUUUAACUCUUGCAACACUCUUAUUUUUAAGGGAUGCUGGGUUACCUUUACCGGGAGGUGCAGUUGUAUUGUCACCAUGGGUAGACUUAACACAUAGUAUGCCAUCUUUUUGGGAUCCCGAAUUUAAAAAAGUUGACAUUAUUGGAGAACGAAUUAACAUUCGGCCUUCGACUCCUCUUGCAGACGAAUUUAUCGCUAAUACCAAGACUCUAUCCGAUAAAAUUGCCCAAAAAAAGCCUAACAUCGUUGGUCAUCCCUCAUUCACUGAAGUACCUCGUGUUCAAUUGUAUUGUGCUAACGAAGCAUUAGCUAUCCCUUACGUUAGUCCUAUGCUUGCAGAGUCUUUGGGAGAUUUACCGCCUAUCUUAUGUCAAACUGGAGGAUUAGAAAGGCUUCGUGAUGAAGCAAUAUUGUUUAGUCAUAAAGCAGCACACCCUCAUGAAUAUCAAGUACCUUCAUAUGCAACUAAAAAUUUCGAAAAGUCGCCUUUUAAGAAUCCUACCAAAGUUAUACUUGAAGUUUAUGAUGAUAUGCCUCAUGUCUGGCACAUGUAUUUAUUUUCUAAACCUUCUCAAGUAGCAAUUGAACGUUGUGGCGAUUUUAUAAAACGUGUUACUUCUAUAGAAGAUAACAAUACUUCCAUAAUCGAUCUUACUAAAGAAGAUGUAGUAUCUCCCUCUAUUUCUAUUUCCCCCUCAUUUAUUGCGAUGAGAGUUAGUGUAGAUGGUGAAAACAAAGAAUUGAAUGAAACUGACCGAGAUUGUCUAAAAUGGGAUAAAAUUGGCAUAGUGCCUAAAGAAGUUAUUUAG
Molecule: messenger RNA, 1428 nt
Organism: Dentiscutata heterogama
Lineage: Eukaryota; Fungi; Glomeromycota; Glomeromycetes; Diversisporales; Gigasporaceae
Source: the annotation of a GenBank genome assembly